Messenger RNA from Cuscuta epithymum, 814 nucleotides. Lineage: Eukaryota; Viridiplantae; Streptophyta; Magnoliopsida; Solanales; Convolvulaceae. The record is from the annotation of a GenBank genome assembly.
CGUGAGGGUGUUUUGGGGCAUCGCAUAUCGGUCUAAACAUGGAAAUACAAUCACGUCCCAGCUCUCUUCCCUUAAUACUCUGUUUCCAUAUUUGCGAUCAACACCACGUUCCUGCUCGACUCAGACCUGCGCUUCACUGCUGCUUCCAUUCUUGUGUCGUUGAAAGGUGUGAAAUGUAAUUUAGAAAUCUCUCCCGGUUGUACAAAGUAUUGGACUCCUGACUGUCAACCAGAUAAGAAACCCUUUGUUGGCAUGCUCUUUCCUGAUCUACAAGCCGACAUUGAUUUUUACAAAGCGUAUGCAGCUGAAGUGGGUUUCACGGUUCGUUCGCAUACAUUAUCGAAGGCCAAGGAUGGUCAUCCUAUGUUGAAGUAUUUGAUAUGUAGUAGAGCGGGGUAUAAGAAUAAUGGUCGUAGUACUGUUGUCCCCACUGUUCCCGUUGUCCCCGUUGUCCCCGAUGUCCCCGUUGUCCCCGAUGUCCCCGCUGUCCCCACUGUCCCCGCUGUCGUCAAUAAUGGUGCUUCUACAUCCAAAGGUAGUAAGCAGAAUAGAAAACGUGUGUCAAAUAGAGUUGGAUGCAAAGCACUUUUAACUCUAAAAUUUGCUGGUAAUGAUGGUUUCUCUGUAUUUGCGUUUGAGGAGCGUCACAAUCAUUCCAUGUGUUCUGAACAGUCAAAACAAUUCCUAAGAGUUAAUAGGAAUUUAGAUCUCGGUCAUCAAAAGUUUGUUCUCAAUUGUUUCAGAGCAAAUAUUGGUACAAAGAAAUCAUAUAGAUUGUAUAAAAAGACUGUAGGGGGUUAUUCUAGCAUUGGCG